AUGUAUGAAUUAACUCAGCUGCGUAAGGGAGUAAUAUUUUCGAUAAAUGGAGUACAAACAAAAUUAUCGGAAUUAUCGGAUGAUUUGUUUUUAAUGCUUGGAGAUUUGUUAUCUAUUCAUACAUUACACGGUUUCAAAUGCGGGUUCUCUAAAACAAACAGACCAUAUUAUUUAUUAAUGACCGAACGCAAAGAUAUGUAUAAUACGUUCAAAGCGGUGGAUCUUGUACAUCGAGAGGCGGACAUGUAUGAACAGCAAUGUGAAGAAAUUCGUUCGGCGACUACAAAAACCGCAAAAGUAAAAUUCCAAAAACUGUACGGUAUAAAUGAAAAGUCAUUGUUUAGUCUUCUACCAAAUUUUGAUAUUUUUCAUCAGACGUUCAUUGAUUUUAUGCAUUUACUACUCGAAGGCAUUUGCCGUCGAGAGCUACAUAUGCUCUUUAAAACGCUGGAUGAAAAAAGACUUGUGACACGUAAACAGCUAACAAAUACGAUCAAAAAUUUUCCCUUGGCUUCGUUUGAACUGAAAUAUGCUCCGUCUUCAACUUUCGAGAUUCAAAAAUUUGACGUUAACAAUCCUAUUCCACUCAAUGCUAUCCAAAUGCUUUAUCUGAUUAAAAAUCUUCCAUUUAUUAUUGGACUGAUAAACGACGCUGUAUGUGAUCUAGCUGAAUGGAAAGUAUUUCUUCUUUUACAUAGUAUUGUUAGCAUAUGUUUUGCGUCUGAAGCGGAUGCCGAAACAGUAGUGCAACUCAAAGAUGCAACAGAGCUGCACAAUGAACUAUAUGCGAAAACUUACGGUACAAAUUCACAAAUCCCUAAAUUUCUUCUUCUACUUCUUCUUUCACCAUAA
Didymodactylos carnosus is the source of this 852-nucleotide messenger RNA. NCBI's taxonomy places the organism in Eukaryota, Metazoa, Rotifera, Eurotatoria, Philodinida, Philodinidae. The record is from the annotation of a GenBank genome assembly.